AUGAAUUCAAACGAUAAUAAUUUUUGUCUAUCACAUAAAGCAAGAGAGGAAUUUGUUUGUGUGAACUCUUUAUGCAUUGAUAAACAAAAGAAAUUGAGCUGUUAUAAAUGUUUAGAAGCAUAACACAUCCAUUAACACAACCCUAGAGAAGAUUUUAAAUCCAUAUAUACUAUUGUUGAGCAAAUUAAUUUAGAAAAAGAAGAAAGACUAAUUAUUCUAAGAAAUGCUAAAUAAUGGAGCAUUAAUUAAAAAAAGGAAAAUAGACAAGCCUUAGAAAAGUCAAAAUUGUUUUCUCCAUAAUUUAUAAAUGAAAUGUCAUCUAAGAUUGAUGAAUAAUAUGAAGAAUGUUGUCAUAAAAUAAAUUAUUUGUAAAUUUGUUUAGAAGAUGUCAAUCCAAUAACUCCAUAUUCUCUACCAACUUUAAUUAGGUUUUAUAAGUAAAGCACUAAAGAGUUUUCUGAAGAAGUAGAAAUUGUUAAAUUUAAAUCUUUUGGAUCCUCUCAAUUAUCAUAACGAUAAUCAGAUACAGCUUUGAUUGAAACUCUAAAAAAAAUGUAAGAUUAAGUUAAAGCUUUAGAACAGAAGGUUGAUCAACUAUCAACAUAGAACCAUGUUUAACUAGGAAAAAAUCACUAUUAUCCUGCCAUUAUUAUAAGCCUGAUUACCAUUAUUAUUAUUUAAUUUUUCUCACCUUAGUCAAAAUUUUAAAUAGAAAUUUAGGAGAAAUUUGAAGAAGCAUAUUCUGAGUGUAAGAACUUUAACUCUGAAAUUAAUCAAAAAUUUUAAGAAGCAAAUAAUGAGUUAUAAAAACUAAACUCUCAACAUAAAUCUAUAAUUGAUCAAAAAUUUGAAUCCUAUAAAAAUUAGGUUAAUAAUGCUUAAAUGGAUUUAGAAAAUAAUUAUUUUGAUUUAAGAGGGUAAACUGAUAAUAAUUAGUUAGCUUUUGAAUCCCUUAAAUCAUAAUUAAAUAAUUUUAAUCUUAAGUUAAAUGAAUUGGAAUCUUAAACAAAAAAGAUUUUGGAUAUUUUCAACGAAAGAGCCUAAAAAUUUCAUCAUCAUGACCCUAAUAUGCGUCAUUUUAAAUAAAGAUUUCAUGAUUGGGCUUGA
Messenger RNA from Paramecium tetraurelia, 1107 nucleotides. RefSeq lists its product as uncharacterized. The record is from RefSeq and is a predicted model, not a curated record. NCBI's taxonomy places the organism in Eukaryota, Ciliophora, Oligohymenophorea, Peniculida, Parameciidae. The transcript has 3 exons.